AUGUCUGACGCUUCUAUGCCUAAUGCUUCUCAGCGAGUUCCGCAUGAUGCAGAUGUGGAUGAUCAGAUUCAGCGCAUUAUAGCGGAUUUGCCCAAAAUCAAUGCCAAACUGGAAAACGCACCGCCGGCGGACAUUAUUCGUUGGUCUAUCGACAACCUGCCUCACCUCUACCAGACCACGGCGUUUGGAGUGACGGGUUGUGUAACGCUGGAUAUCAUUUCGCGCAUAAGCGCGGAACGCAGCGAAAAGAACCACACUGAGCUGCGCCACCUCGUUCCACUGAUUUUUGUCGACACCCUAUACCACUUUCCACAGACUCUGGACCUCGCGGAACGGGCAUCAAAGCAUUACCAUGCGCCCAUGUACGUGUACAAGCCUAAGGGCAGCGAUACGGUAGCCGAUUUUGAAAGGACUUGGGGUUCUCAGCUUUGGCAGCGCGAUGAGGACACAUACGACUAUCUCGUCAAGGUGGAGCCUGCGCGCCGCGCUUACGAAGAGCUGGAUGUGCGCGCCGUUUUUACGGGGCGCCGCCGCUCGCAAGGUGCUGAUCGCGCAUCGCUCCAGGCUGUCGAGGUUGAUGAGACCGGUCUGAUCAAGGUCAAUGCCCUGCUCAACUGGGAAUUCGCUGACGUGGACAAGUACGUCAAGGAGAAUGCUGUACCAUACAAUGUUUUGCUUGAUUUAGGAUACAAGUCGAUCGGUGACUGGCACUCGACGUCUCUUCCGUUUGGAAAGGACGGUGCCGAUGAGCGGUCCGGUCGCUGGAGCGAUAAGGCCGGCAAGACAGAAUGCGGUCUCCACAAGGAUUACUUCAAGUUUAAGGUGCUAGCCGAGAAGAAGAUUCGUGAGGCUGAACUGAAUCGUAUUGACGCAUCGAAUCCGUAA
Molecule: messenger RNA, 885 nt
Organism: Malassezia restricta
Lineage: Eukaryota; Fungi; Basidiomycota; Malasseziomycetes; Malasseziales; Malasseziaceae
Product: phosphoadenosine phosphosulfate reductase
Exons: 1
Coding region: 1-885 (294 amino acids)
Cellular component (GO): cytoplasm
Molecular function (GO): phosphoadenylyl-sulfate reductase (thioredoxin) activity
Source: RefSeq, a predicted model, not a curated record